This is a messenger RNA of Suncus etruscus (white-toothed pygmy shrew), 2354 nucleotides long. RefSeq names its product olfactomedin like 2A (gene OLFML2A). The record is from RefSeq and is a predicted model, not a curated record. Bases 3 to 1880 code for a protein of 625 amino acids. The transcript is spliced from 8 exons. Gene Ontology annotation, biological process: signal transduction. Lineage: Eukaryota; Metazoa; Chordata; Mammalia; Eulipotyphla; Soricidae.
CUAUGCGCCCCGACAGUCAGGUGUUGGGGGACACAGAACAGGUGCGCAUGACCUCGGAGGGCUCCGACUGCCGCUGCAAAUGCAUCAUGAGGCCGCUGAGCAAGGACGCCUGCAGCCGGGUGCGCAGCGGGCGGGCCCGGGUCGAGGACUUCUACACGGUGGAGACGGUGAGCUCCGGGUCCGACUGCCGCUGCUCCUGCACCGCACCCCCCUCCUCGCUCAACCCCUGCGAGAACGAGUGGAAGAUGGAGAAACUCAAGAAGCAAGCGCCCGAGCUCCUCAAGCUACAGUCCAUGGUGGACCUCCUGGAGGGCACUCUAUACAGCCUGGACCUGAUGAAGGUGCACGCCUAUGUCCGCAAGGUGGCCUCCCAGAUGGACACGCUGGAGGAGAAUAUCAAGGCCAAUCUAAGCCGGGAAAACAAGGAGAUGCGGGAGAGUGUGCGGCACGUCAGCGAGCAGUUGCGACACUACGAGAACCAAUCGGCCAUCAUGAGUGGCAUCCGGAAGGAGCUCGCCAGCCUGGGCCUCCAGCUGCUGCAGAAGGACCAGGCGCCCGGCCCUGCUGGCCCUGCCAGCCCAGCUGCUGGACCUGGGAGCACCGCUCAGGACACAGCUGGGGGAAAAAGCAAGGACGCCAACAAAUACAGCAGCAUGCAGAAGAGUUUUGUGGACAGGGGUCUCCCAAAACACCCCAAGGAGAAGCUGCUGAAGGUGGAGAAGCCCAGGAAGGAGGGUGCUAAGGGCCGACCCCCCAACCCCACAGCCAGGCCCCGGGCCCUGGCCCAGCAGCAGGCUGUGAUCAGAGGUAUCACCUACUACAAGGCAGGCAGAAAGGAGGGAACUGAAGCUAUGUCUGACAGUGCCCUCAAAAGCACUUCCUGGCUGGAGCAGCUACCCGCCAAGGUGGAGGACAAGUCGCUGGAGCCCAACUUGGCAGAGCAUGAUGCCGCUAUGCCCCAGGCCUCUGAGGGGACACUCUUAGCCUCUAGCACCCCUGCUUCGGAGUCCCCCAAGCCAACCACUAUCUCCACCACCAGUGUCCUGCCUACUGAGACGCCUUCACCCCCAGAAGUGUCCACCCAAGAAGGCAGAGAGGCGAGCUGUGAGGGUACCCUUCGGUCAGUGGAUCCCCCUGUGAAACAACACAGCUACGGUCGCCAUGAGGGAGCCUGGAUGAAGGACCCCACUGCCAAGGACGACAGGAUCUACGUCACCAACUACUACUAUGGCAACAGUCUGGUGGAGUUCCGCAACCUGGAGAACUUCAAGCAAGGCCGCUGGAGUAACAUGUACAAGCUCCCCUACAACUGGAUCGGAACCGGCCACGUGGUGUACCAGGGUGCCUUCUACUACAACCGGGCCUUCACCAAGAACAUCAUCAAGUAUGACCUGCGCCAGCGCUUCGUGGCCGCCUGGGCACUGCUGCCCGACGUGAUCUAUGAGGACACCACGCCCUGGAAGUGGCGCGGCCACUCGGAUAUCGACUUUGCCGUGGAUGAGAGCGGCCUGUGGGUCAUCUACCCAGCUGUGGAUGACACCGAUGAGGCCCAGCCCGAGGUGAUCGUGCUGAGCCGCCUGGACCCCGGCGACCUGUCAGUGCAGCGGGAGACCACAUGGCGGACCCGGCUGCGACGGAAUUCCUACGGGAACUGCUUCUUGGUGUGUGGAGUCCUCUAUGCCGUGGACACGUACAACCAGCAGGACGGACAUGUGGCCUACGCCUACGACACGCACACGGGCACCGAGGCGCGCCCACAGUUGGUCUUCCGCAAUGAGUAUUCCUACACCACCCAGGUCGACUACAACCCCAAGGAACGGGUACUGUAUGCCUGGGACAAUGGCCACCAGCUCACUUACACCCUCCACUUCGUGGUCUGAGUGGGGGCCAGUGGCUCAAGGGAGAGGUCGGCCAAUGGGCCCCCAAGACUCCCCGAAACGACGCUGGUGCUAGGGACUCCCAUCAGAAAUUUCUUAUGAGGGGCCAGCCUUAGGGCCAGGUGGCUGGCAUGGUCCAGAACAAGUAGGCAUCCAGUGUGAUGGUCGUUGCUUCCCUUUGCAGAAAUUUUCUGGGCACCAAUCCUUUCCCUCCUUCCAACUUCACUCUCCAACAUAAGAGGAUGUUAAACCCACUUAUCAGAGGAGAUUGCAACUCAGAGAGUAAGAGUCCCAGAUUCAAACCCCGGCACCCCAUAGGAUCACCCCAGCACCAGCAAGAUUCCUGAGCCAGGAAUAAGCCCUAAACAUAACUGGGUGUGUCCCCCCCAAAAAAAGAGGCUCAAAGUUCUUUCUGUGUUUUCAUAGCAGCCCCGCUGGACAGAGGCUCUCACUACCUCCAGCCUGCCCAGUUUACCC